AGGUCCAGAGCGAGGAAAGCAGAGAGAGUAGCAAGGGAACGGCUUUCAAGAAGAAAUGCAGUAGAAAGCAAAAAAGGAAAAGAGAUCAAGAGCAGCGGGCAAAGAGGAAGUAUAGCAGCCAAGAGCAGAGCGGAGAGAGGACAAAGGAAACGGAAGAGAAGCAUAAGAACAGUAGCCAGGAACAAGCAGAGAAGGACAGGAAGAAGAGAGAGCCGUGAAGAGGAAGAGCAGAGAGAAUGGCCUGGAAAGAAGAAGGCAAAGGGAGGAGAGAGCGCGAGAGAGAGAGGUCGUCAGGAAAGCUUAGCCAGGAGACAGCCAGAGAGCGCGAGGAGAGCGAAGAAACAAGGAGCGGAGAGACGAGAUAGAGAAAGAGGAAGUUGA
This is a messenger RNA of Culex pipiens pallens (northern house mosquito), 381 nucleotides long. RefSeq lists its product as uncharacterized. Lineage: Eukaryota; Metazoa; Arthropoda; Insecta; Diptera; Culicidae. The record is from RefSeq and is a predicted model, not a curated record. The annotation marks the transcript as partial. The transcript has 2 exons.